This is a messenger RNA of Drosophila rhopaloa, 6108 nucleotides long. RefSeq names its product synaptotagmin 1. Gene Ontology annotation, molecular function: calcium-dependent phospholipid binding; phosphatidylserine binding; clathrin binding. Gene Ontology annotation, cellular component: dense core granule; axon; synaptic vesicle membrane. The record is from RefSeq and is a predicted model, not a curated record. The transcript is spliced from 11 exons. The coding region runs from base 482 to 1903 and encodes 473 amino acids. NCBI's taxonomy places the organism in Eukaryota, Metazoa, Arthropoda, Insecta, Diptera, Drosophilidae. Gene Ontology annotation, biological process: synaptic vesicle endocytosis; cellular response to calcium ion; regulation of dopamine secretion.
CAAGCUUUUCCUCGCUGCUCCUGGAGCGUGUGGGCCAAAACGCGAAUGAACAUCGACCGUGGAAGUUGACUGCUGAAGUACAAAGCGCUAGGCUGAAGUAUACGAAAUUCAUGUGAGACUAGCGAGCCGCGGCCUCACUAGCCAAAGCCAGCCACCAAAAACAAAAAAAGAGAAGGCAGCAGCAGGAGCAAAAACCCACACACACUCACACACCGACAAGCGCCAGGACCCGCAUCAUCAUCAUCAUCCUUCCUGCCAGGACGUCGCCACUGCUGCCGCCCCUCCACUCCCCCCGUUGGAGUCUCGCUUCGUUUAACGCUGCUCAAAACCCAUCAUCUAACUAAUAAAGAGGACGAUAAACAAGCACAUUAAAUACCGAAGAAAGCGAAGCCGAGCUAUUAACGCUAGUCUGGGUCCCGAUUGCUGAUUGGAAAAACAUUGGCAACAUUUUUGAUUAGGAGCAACAACACAACACAACAAAAUGCCGCCAAAUGCAAAAUCGGAAGCGGACGCCAAACCGGAAGCGGAACCAGCGCCAGCGUCCGAGCCGGCAGCGGAACUGGAAUCCGUGGACCAGAAGCUGCAAGAAACACAUCACUCCAAGUUCCGUGAGGUGGACAGGCAGGAACAGGAAGUCCUUGCCGAAAAGGCGGAAGCGGCCAGUCAAAGAAUCGCACAGGUGGAAUCAACAACACGGAGUGCAACAACAGAGGCUCAGGAAUCCACUACCACCUCAUUGCCGGUGAUCAAAAAGAUCGAGCAUGUCGGCGAAGUGGUCACCGAGGUGAUCGCCGAGCGCACGGGGCUGCCCACAUGGGGCGUGGUGGCCAUCAUCAUACUCGUGUUCCUGGUCGUCUUUGGUAUAAUCUUCUUCUGUGUGCGGAGAUUCCUGAAGAAGCGAAGAACCAAAGAUGGUAAGGGUAAGAAGGGUGUCGACAUGAAGUCGGUACAGUUGUUGGGAUCGGCGUACAAGGAGAAAGUUCAGCCUGAUAUGGAGGAACUCACCGAAAAUGCCGAAGAGGGUGACGAGGAGGACAAGCAGAGCGAACAAAAGCUGGGGCGUCUCAACUUCAAGCUGGAAUACGACUUCAACUCCAAUAGUUUGGCCGUGACGGUAAUCCAAGCUGAGGAGCUGCCCGCCCUGGACAUGGGCGGUACUUCGGAUCCCUAUGUCAAGGUGUACUUGCUGCCCGACAAGAAAAAGAAGUUCGAGACCAAAGUGCACCGCAAGACCCUGAGUCCGGUCUUCAACGAAACGUUCACCUUUAAGAGUUUGCCCUAUGCCGAUGCCAUGAACAAGACGCUCGUGUUUGCCAUUUUCGACUUUGACCGCUUCUCGAAGCACGACCAGAUUGGAGAGGUGAAGGUGCCCCUGUGCACCAUUGACCUGGCACAGACGAUUGAGGAGUGGCGCGAUUUGGUCAGCGUUGAAGGGGAGGGCGGACAGGAAAAGCUGGGAGACAUCUGCUUCUCGCUGCGAUAUGUGCCGACCGCCGGAAAGCUAACCGUUGUCAUUCUGGAGGCCAAGAACUUGAAGAAGAUGGACGUGGGCGGAUUGUCUGAUCCAUAUGUGAAAAUUGCAAUCAUGCAAAAUGGCAAACGUUUGAAAAAGAAGAAGACAAGUAUCAAAAAAUGCACCCUCAACCCUUACUAUAAUGAGUCGUUCUCAUUUGAAGUACCAUUUGAACAAAUACAAAAAAUCUGUCUCGUUGUGACCGUCGUGGAUUAUGAUCGUAUUGGAACCUCCGAACCCAUCGGACGCUGCAUAUUGGGCUGUAUGGGAACCGGCACCGAGUUGCGUCACUGGUCGGACAUGUUGGCCUCGCCCCGCCGGCCCAUCGCCCAGUGGCACACCCUCAAGGAUCCCGAGGAGACCGACGAGAUCCUGAAGAACAUGAAGUAAGGCGCUACCAUGGAUAACCACUGCAGACUUACAGCACAUCUAUCAAACGUAUAAAAGUAACCAAAGAACACUUUAGCGAAUCGUCAGACAUAGAAAUCGAAUGCAUCAUCAUCAGCUACAAAUGAUCCUCCUCACCCGAAACGACAGGCAACAAUCAGCGAAAUAUCGUAGUUAAUGCAAAAAUUGUUCAUCUAUGCAGUUAUCUCAACAUAAACAUACUGGAACACACAAAACGCCGAUUAAGUAAUACCAUAGGUGUCUAAGUUAUAUCUCAUUGGUUGAACAGCAAAUCGAAGUGAAAGCUAAAAAAACCCAAUAUAUAAAGCAAUGUGUCCCAUUCACUGAAUCCGGAAUCCGAAAAUAGUUCGAUCGAUUUUACAUAAAAUCUCACAUGAAUUCAUCUCGAGAUCUAUGAAUUUGUUGUUGUCCCUGAUUGAAAAUUUCAAAAGUAUAAAAUUACGAGUAUGUUCUAUUUAAUACAAAAUCUCUAUAUACUCAAACUAUUUAAUGGAUGACCGAGAAGAGUAUAAUUUUUAAAUGUUAAGUUUACUUUGGUUUUUAAAUUAGUCCAAUGAUAAAAGGAAUCUUUCCGGUUUUAAAUUGGUUUUUCAAUCGUUGAAGGAUUACUAGUGAAUAAUAUUACUGACUAAUGAAUAUAUAAACCAAGCAAAGAACGUAAAGGCAACUUAAACUGUUAUGUAAAUUAUUUAUUAUGUUAAAAUUAUUGAGCAUUACGUACUUAACUGUGUAAGUAAAAAUCUAUGUGUGUUUAAAUGAAGUGGACAUGGCAGACAUAUUAACAGGAGGAAAGAAAGCGAAAUCAUAAAAAAUAUAUAUUAUAUAUAAAUAUUAUGUAUAACCCCUGCAUAGACUAAUGUUACGACGACCUAACAAAAUCAGACGAAUAAGUAGAAGGGAAACCAAAACAAACCGAAAACCAAAAGCAAAUAACAAAAGUUAAACUUUGAAGCGUGAUUUCAAUGGAAUAUAUCAUCAGUUUAAACUUAAAAAAAAUAUCUAACAUUUUGCACAAUGGAUUAGAUUGGUAUAUACUUUUAGUUUGGUUUGCUUUACAAUAAAUUAGGAAUAAAUAUGGCUCAGUUCAGGAAAGGUUUCCACUUACCAUUAGUUUUUCAUUUGGAAAGCUUUAUUUUACGUUCAAUUUGAAACUGUAUUUAGUAUCCACUUCUUCGUCUCAAAUCUUAAGGUUUCUCCAACUAUCUAUGAACUGUUAUUUUCUUUUCCGACUUUACCACAUUCUUUAAUUUAAAAAUCAUAUUAGGACCUAAUGAAAAUAUACAUACUAACUAAAUGAUUAUGGCAAAAUGUUAAAACAGAAAAAGAAAUAUUAAGAACAAUAAUAGUUAUUACUAUUUAUAUUAUAUUCAAGUAUAUGACAUCUAAACAAUAUACAUUUAUAUAUAUACUUAAAAAAAAUUGUGCUCUUGCUGCACAAGCCUACUAAGAAUUUGGGAUUUUUAAUAUGGAAAAGCGGCGGCAACAAAAACUUCUACCUACCUAAAAAAACACAAAUUAGCUAACUAAGCUAAAUUAAACUCUCAAAAGCAGAGCAUUCCAAAAUAAUGAAAUCAAGACAGAGGAUAAACAAUGAGCCAUGAUUUUCUGAUUUUUUCCAUAUUGAAAGUAAAUGAAAUUCAACUAAUACAUUAGAUGUUUUUUGUCCUGUAAAUGGUAUAUUAUAAUGAUAAUGAUAAAGCGUAGUUAGGGAUCUGUGUAUCCCCUGUACACACACUUACACAGUUGUAGUUAUGUUCACCGAAGCAAGAGAAAUGCAUAAAAGAAAACACAAAAAUGCAAACUUACAAAUCGAGAAAAUACCAAAAAUAUUUAUGUAAUAUAAUUCAUCUAAAUUUAACAAAUCGAAGUGGAUGCCAGGAAAAAACAAGUUAUACAACUAAUUACGAGUAUUGUUCAAUAACAAAUAAAUAACUUUGCUUUUCCAAAUAAUUACUGUAAAUUAUCUCAAACCCAAAAACAGCAACAAAAGACAAAGACACAAAACACAUAUGUAUUAAACAAAUGAUAAAUUACUAACAAAAAAUCGAAGCCUAACCACAACAGCAACAAAAUGAAACAAACAAGACAACAAACUAUAUAUACUUGCAUAUUAAACAAAUUAUAUGAAAUUAUAUAAAAUGAUGUUGAUUAUUGAUUUAAAUUAAAACUGAGAAAGUGAAUAAAACAAAUUAUAUAUACACCUAUAUAUAUAAAAUAUUAAACAAAACAAAAGCAGAAAUUUCAUUUGUGUUUUCCUUUUAGUUGGUAUAUAUUUAUUUACACAGCGUUACACUGAGCCAAACGAAAGCCGAAUCCUUUUUGCGGCCGUGUAAGUGUUAGCCCAAAACGACAUGUACAUACACACAGAGAAAACACCCACACAAACACAUGAUAACACACCCACACUGAGACACCCAUGAACUGACCAAAAGCAAGUCGAACAUAUAAAUGUAUAAUAAGUAUACGCGUAAUUGUGUAUAUGAUUACCGUUAGUUAAACAAUAUCAGUAUAUGUAAUUAUAUUGAUUUCAAAACGUUCUUAAGCAAGCAGAAUGCAGCGCAUAGCCCAUCACGAAAGCACAAAUCAGUAGAAGAAUUCAGAGAGGAGGAAAGUAAUAAGAGAAGUUAAAAAUAAAUAAGUAACUAAAAUAGGCCACAGAAAAAUAAAACAAAAAUAAAACAACAAAAUAAUGUAGCAGUCCAUGUAAUUUUAUUUUCUAGAUAUGUAUGUAUGUAAUUUAUAUUCGAUAAAUCAGGCAUUAUGCAUUUAGCAACCAGAACAAAGCAUAAAAACCGAACUACGAUUCACUAUCGAAGAAGAUCAAAAGAUCAGGAUCGAGCAUCCUACCAUUCACCAUAGUCAUAGCCCGAUUCCACUGACUAAGUCUGGCACACUCACACCGGGAAUACAAAAAUUGAUUUAUUAUAAUUGAGAAGAACAUUGGGAAAGUUUGUAAUUUGUGAAUGUAGUUUUAUUCAGUGGAAUCGGGACAUAUACAUAUAGAGCGCACCUGAGGGAAUGAUCGAGUAGCAAGUAAUGAAUAAUGAGUAACGACAAAUACAAGAUAUUGACAUAUGCGUUAUAGGUACAACAGACCCAAGAUAUAGGACAAUGUUUGAUGUUAAUAUGAGUUAAUCAGGACACCUAGAGUGCGCGUUAUAUGCAUAGAUACGAACAUACAUACAUAAUGCAGAAGAUAAGCCCUCCGAAGAGAUAAUUUUAUAUACCCAGCGAUCGGACGGGGGCAGCAAACAUUAUACAUAACCAUCGACAGCACCGCAUAGUAUGAACACACCAUACGGUAAUACAAUUAUCAACAUAACCAAACGAUAUACACAACAUACAUGGACAUAAGGUCCACCCAAGUACUUUUCGCAGGAAUUCUCCAUCCUUCGGUUCAGAUCCAGACUCUAUAAACACUCAAGCCAAAUAAAAAUGGCCGUGAAAUGCAGACAUUUGUCAUUAAAAUGUAUCAGUUGUAGAAAAUUUUAUUUCAGAUAUUUUCAAUUCAUUUUCUACAUUUUCGUAAAACUGAUUUAUUUGAAUGACAAUUUUCCACAUUUCACGGUGUUUAUUUUUUUUGAGUCUACACUUACUCGAACACUCUCAUCCAGCACUUACACUCGCGGAUAUCAUUUAUGACUCUUUCCGGAGUUUUGUUGUUUACGAUAAACUGUUUAUAGCUGUUUUUGAAUUUUAAAUAAAUUAUAUUUACUAUAUGGUAUAAAGAAGAGUAACACUAAAGCAAAACCACAUAUAAUAGUAAUAUAUGUUUUAAAUGCUAUUACCAAACGAAUCUUAAAUUGAGGCUUUGCAAAAAGAGUUGCAAGCAAAAAAAUAUUAUUGAAUAAACUGCAUAUAUAUAUACAUACUAUAAUGCAACUGUAUUGCAAAGACAAGCAUAGCAUUUUAUUUCCGAGGCAAAAAGAAUUUAACAAGACACACACGUGAACUCUAACACCUGUGUACGGUUAGCGAUAAUCGCAGGUGAGCCUAUGGCCCCAAAUUUUGCAGCCGUACCCCCAACAAUAAAAAAAGACCCAAAGCAACAGCAACAGAUAGAACGAAGAUCUAUGUAAAACACUAGCGAUGUGAACGACACAGAUAUACACAGAUACACGAGAACUAACAUAUGUGAAAUGAGACGAGAAAUGUUUAUAAACAAUAAACAAAUGUUUGAAAACUAA